AAAUGAAAAAUUGAAGAAUGUCGAAAACGUCCUCUGAACAUGUCUCAGCACACAAGAAGCUGAGCUCUAGUUUGAAAGAGAGGCUAAAAAGAUGUGGGCGUUACCAUUCUUCACCCAUCAGUGUUCCACAGAAAAAGCGCAUCUAUUACCCAGAUGGCACAUUAUCACAAACGCCUGUAAAGAUAGAACAUGCCAUUAAGAGAGACAAUUGUCUGGACACCCAAUCUACUCCAACAAGAUGUCUUGAUGAAGAAAUGGGAACAGAUUCAAGUUCUACACCUUUAAAGUCAAGUGAUUCAGCAAAGUUAAAGAUUGAUUCUUCAAUUCCUGCCAUCAGGAAAAACAUUGGGACAUUUGUGUCUCCAUCUGGAUUUUCAGAUUUUGUUGAUGAUCCUACAGGAAAUUACAGGAAACUUGUGAGUUCGAACUCACUCUCAGCUCCGAAAACACCAACUACAGACUCAAGCUUAUUACAAGUGACUCCAAAAUUCAAAUCAAAUGAGAGACCAAGCACAAUUUCUGUAAUGUCUAGUCCAACUGUUUUUGAUGAAAACAGCUAUAGUAAAGAACAAUCUCAGAAAAUCAGAAAUUAUUCAAAGCUCUCAUUAACAACAAAUACAAAAGUUCCUGAAAUGAUUUUGGAAAAUAUUGAUGGAAAUCAAAUAUCCAAACAAAUGUCUGAAAGGACACCCAUCCAAUCUAAAAAUAUUUCACUGUGUUGUCGACCAAGCAGGUUACAAUUCUCUGACAUGUGUGAUAGUAGUUCUACAGAAGAUAAAUUACUAGCUGCUGAUGAACAGAAAAAUGAAUCUCAAAUCACCUCAAUGAAAGAGUCAGAAAAUGGUGCAAAGUCUAUAUCUCAUGAAGAUACAGAAAUGCUUCAAGAAAAAUAUGAAAUAUUGAAAAAUACAUUGAAAGAAAAGGAAGAAGAACUGCGAAAGUUAAACAUGGUGAAAAUGUAUAGAAAUAAGAAUGACCUGGACAGCCUUCGUGCAUUGAUCACAAAAUGGCAGAAGACGAGUCAGAAAGCUUUAGUUGACCUGCACGAGAAACUUCAAGAUCCUAAACCUUCUCUCACACAACUCAUUAACCAUCUGCAGAUAGAACAUUCUCUAGUUAACUUCAAUGCUGAGGAGGAAUCUUUCAAUUAAGAGUUUAAAAUAUUAAGUUUGUGUUGUUCAAUAACGAUUACUAAUUAUGAUACUGGUUUGGCUUUCAAAGAUUAACAAAUGAUCCCAUGAUUUUUUCUCUAUACUUCAUGUAGUAUUAACAAAAUUUUUCUCAAAGACUAAAAUUUUAUUAGUUGGUAUUGAAACUGAUUUUCUCUAUUAUUACAUAAACUUACCUAGAAAGUGUGUAAAUGUAGAUACAAGUAUAAAUUCAUGCCAAUACAAUGUACUUACAUGUACCAUGUACUCGCUGAUUUGACUUUUUACUUCAGAUUGACAAAUUCAUUAACAAUAAUUAACAUUAUUUGUCCUGAAUGAAUGUAUAUUUAUUUACUGGUAUGAAUACCUCAAUUUCCUGAAGACGGAAAUGUGCAUGUGUCUUCACUAUUUAUUUUUUUUAUCAAAAGUCCUAAUAGUAUGUUUCGUUACAUGUGUAUGCAUUCAAUUGUAUUGUUUCUAUUUAAUAAACCUUAAAGAAAUAUUGAGUACAAGUUAGGAUUUUUAUGAUUUUUAAAACAUAAAUAUCACAAAAGGAUCUACUUUUGUUCAUACAGAAAUUGUACACCUUGGAUAUGAUCAGAACUAAGAAUUGUUAGUGGAUGAAUAGAUGGAGGGUGAUUUUAACUUCCCACAAUCUGAUGAUUGUGUGCUAAAAUGUUAAAACGUACCUUCAGUCUAAGACAGAGAAGGACCCAUGGACUUCAAACAUCAUUUUUAUACUAUAUGUACAGGCUGUGGUGAAUUGAUAGUAUAACCCCUGUUGAAUCCUAUAGACAUCAAUUGAACUUUUUGAAAUUAUACCUUUGCUGCAUGAACGACAAAAUUAAAUUUUACACUUUUGAAAGAGGCCCAGGAAGUUUUUUUAGAUGUAAUAUUAAAGAUUCAUUGACCUUUAAAUCAACAUGAAUUAGGUUGAUAUCUUACAAAGGUAGUAAAGCGUUUACUUUGCAACAUCAAGCAUGUAAAAUACCAAUUUAUC
Messenger RNA from Ylistrum balloti, 2148 nucleotides. RefSeq names its product swi5-dependent recombination DNA repair protein 1 homolog. Bases 18 to 1151 code for a protein of 377 amino acids. Gene Ontology annotation, biological process: double-strand break repair via homologous recombination; positive regulation of DNA-templated transcription. Gene Ontology annotation, cellular component: Swi5-Sfr1 complex. The record is from RefSeq and is a predicted model, not a curated record. NCBI's taxonomy places the organism in Eukaryota, Metazoa, Mollusca, Bivalvia, Pectinida, Pectinidae. The transcript has 3 exons.